Molecule: messenger RNA, 3447 nt
Organism: Syngnathus acus (greater pipefish)
Lineage: Eukaryota; Metazoa; Chordata; Actinopteri; Syngnathiformes; Syngnathidae
Gene: ticam1
Product: toll-like receptor adaptor molecule 1
Exons: 2
Coding region: 705-2348 (547 amino acids)
Biological process (GO): TRIF-dependent toll-like receptor signaling pathway; positive regulation of myeloid dendritic cell cytokine production; positive regulation of cytokine production involved in inflammatory response
Molecular function (GO): protein kinase binding
Source: RefSeq, a predicted model, not a curated record
UGUUGGUUUGCACUCUGCAGAGUGUGACCCCACCCCUGGUAAAUACAGGGUUGGAGGUUUCCUCCAUGGAUAAAAAUACACUCGCCUCUCAGCCCAGUGAGGAGUAGAAGCCAGAAUUCCUCCGCUGAGCCUCUUGUACGUAAAGGAGCGCAAGACGGCCAUGUUUGCAAAGUUGUACAGCGAGUUAAGAGAGAAUAUGUGAAGGAGGAUACAAAUGCAGAAGGCUACUUCCUGGUUUGGUCUUUUGUCCAUCUUGAGCUGCCAUACCUCGUAUUUUAUGACAUCAUGAAACUGACAAGCCUAGGGCAACGUUUCCACCAGCACGGCGGCUAAAGUUACACGUUAGCACUCAAACUCCAACCUCAUCCACAGGUUUCCGGUAACCGGAAAUCUUGGGGACUUCCUGAUUUGAGCUGGAAACACAGGCUAAAGUCUUUAGCAUGGCUUCCAGAACUCCAUGUCGGUGGGUAUCUUCCGACAGGUGCUUUGUUUUAUACCCGGAAACUUAAGCUUAAUACGAUCUUGAUAUACGAAUAAUUUAGUUUUCCGCAUCAGAGCUGGAUUUUAAAUGUCUUCUCUUUUAAGGGACAGGCCUGAUUUGGAAACUUGAAGAGUCUUGAGUCAGGACCCACCACAGAAGUUCAUCAUGCUGGAGGAUUGCGUUCUGUCGUGCUAAAUAUCGAGAUUAACGACUCAAACUCAAAAUGAGCCAAGAGGAACAAUGUGAAGGAACGGGCCUGAGGAAAGUAUACGACAUACUCGUCAGUGUUCCACCGGAGCAAGUGCUGAGCCUGACAUUCUACCUCGGUGAUUCUCCUGAAGAUAAUAUCAUACACGCCUUGUGUCUGAUGAUUCUUCGUAAAGAGGAGAAAGCCUUGAACCAACUCCAGAUGCUGGGAGACAACUCUCUCGCUAAGCUCCUGUCUGAAAUAUGGCGUAAGAGUGGCUGUAAAUUAGAAAACUUUGCGGAGCAAUGUGGUCAAACUCUGGAUUUAACAGGAGAAUCUCUGGCGGCGUUGGCUCGUGUUUUUAAAAUUCUAUCGGAGCACCAACUGUGCGAUCAGCUUUUAAGGAAUCUGGCGUACAAGAGGGCCCUCUCCAGCAACAGUCUAAGAACAGACAGUCGUGAGGAUCUGUUAUACAAUCAACUCAAGGAGGAAGCUAAAGAUGUGUGUGGGCCUCAGCUCGCCGUGUGGAUGUGUUCCUCCGGGGACCUCAAAUCAGACUCUUACAAUCUUGCCCCUAACAGCCAGUUCGGAGGCGUUACGACACACGUUCAAAGUCUUCCCAGCACGCUGCAGUCAAGCUGUUCUGAGCCAUCAUAUCCCUCACAUCUGGAGAUCAGCCUGCCUCCAACAAUCCCAUACGAGGGGGAUCAAGUAACCCCAGAAAACCCAGAACAAAAACCUAUUGACAGCCUAAAUGACGGUAAUCCUCCCGAGCAAUCUCACCUUUCAUCUGUGGAAUCUACUGAAGCUCCUGGACUGGAAAAGGCAAAGAUGGCUGCGGCAUCUGGAACAGAGCAUCAGGAUGGCGGCUUCAACGUGAAACCACCUUGUGAACCAAGCACCACAUCAACCACGGGAUCAAAACCUUCUCUGCCGUUUCCACCAAACCACGUUCUACCCAAAAGAACAGUCUCACUCGGAGCACAUUUAAAUGAAUACGUAGAAGAAGAGGAUGAGGUCAUAUUUUAUUCAUUCGUCAUCCUGCAUGCUCCAGAAGAUGGUGAAGUGGCAGGGAGCAUUAAGGAAAAAGUGGAGAGCAUUGUCGGUACUAAGGGCGCAACUUUCUCGGAGGACUUUGCCUUACCUGGUAAAAGCACCCUAAGGUGCAUCGAGGACGCUAUCAACAACUCCGCUUUUACUAUUCUGCUGCUCACCCAGAACUUCAACACACGUAUGUUGGAGGUGAAGACAAACUCGGCCCUCAUCAAUUCCAUUACCAACCAACACAAGAACAACACUGUCAUACCUUUGCUGCCAAAGGACAACUGCAUGCCCAGACAGCGCAUACCCUUAGUGCUGCAGACCUUUGUUCCACUCGAGGAGAACAAAAGCUUUGAGAGCAAAAUAAAAAAGGUUCUAUCGCCAGCAAAAAUUCUUCGGCAGAGAAGCAUUUGGUUGGAAGAGCAGAGAAAACAUCAAAGGCAGCUGCCCCUAGGGUAUGAAGAAGCACAUAUGCUGGAAAAUCUCAACUUCCUGGGCUCCAGUGAGGCUUCGCUUUUGCAGAAGCAUCCAAACAUCCGUAUUGAAAAUGCUAGCUAUGUUAUGAUCGGCGAUAAUUGUCACAUGACUGUGGAUCAUUGUGAUCUAGAAGAUCCAAUUGUCAGAGAAAAAAGGAAAUAAAUAGGCUAUGGCAUAAUCGGGAUUAAAAAUGUAUAAAGAUUGUCUGGUUUUAAACACUAAAUGGUUUUAAAAUCUCCUAGGAAUUAAUAUCAUCCCGUCAAUCAUUGCGUUUCUAUCUUUUUAUAUAUGUAAAAAAAAAAUCAAUAAAACUGUCUGGGAAUUUGAGUCAAAUGAAUUGUUACUGAAUACAAGACGACUGGGUGAAUGUUUAGCCAAAGAGCACCACCUACUGGAAAAAAUGUCAUUCACAUGUCUGUCUUUUAGACUUUUUAGAAGUGGUUAAUGGCUGCAGCACAGUUCUGAGGUUAGAGGUUCACCUUUUCUGCAUAGAUUUUGCAUUUUCUUCCCGGACUUGAAUGGCUUUUAUCCGGGUAAUUAUUAUUUUUGCUUUUUCUGGUCGAUGUUUCGUGCGAUACACAUAUCACCAAAAGUAAUUCUGCUGACCCACAUUUCAAAAGUAAUUUCUAUUUUCAUUGGUUAUAACCCCAAAAAGUGUUUUCAAUGCAGAGGAGGAAAAUUAGUGUUCUGCGUUCUUUGCAAUCGCAUUUUAAAUGCUUUUUUUUUUUUUUUUUUGCAUUGCACAGGUGGCUGUUUUUUCCCUUGAGUAUUCUUGAAUAUCAUCAGCGGCGCUUUCUGUUCUAUUAUGAACUGAAACUGAACGUUGAUCAAAAACACCUUUUUACUUGUUCUCAAAAUUCCAUCGUGUCCCAUGUGGGAGAAGUAUUUUCUUUGUUAGCACAUAUACUACUCACAAAAAGUAAUUUUCAAAAUUUCAGGAUAAACACCGUGACAUUAGAGCUGCCCUGCUGUUAUUUUUUUCCUCUCAUUUUAUGUUGUGUUUUUUUUUCUGCGGACGUAAUGCACAAAAACAUGUUUAUGGUCCAUCGAGUGUGUACGUUGCAUUGUGGAAAAAAAAAACCAUGAACUGGGAGCGCACGUCAAACGUAACUUCCGGUUCGCUUCGUUUGAACCUAACAAGCAAAUGCUCAUGCGUUGAUCCUUACAGGAACCAGAAGGUUAUAUUUUACUUUUCCGUUUAUUCUGCAGAAAUAUGCAUGAAGAAUUAAGAAGGAAUAAACACAGAGCGAGACUCUUUACA